UGAAAACUCACCACCAAAAUGAGUACCGUGAAUGAGUUGUGCAGGGUUUCUACAGUCUUUGGCUUGUUUCUUCUCGGGUCCCAUGCGGUUUAAAACAAGGAUCAGCAACCUGCCAACCCUUUCGCGGUUAGCUCAGUCAUUGGACAGAAUUGGCAAGUUCUGUUGGAUCCGAUUGAUGCCGGAAACUGUGAAUUUUGUUGUCAUUCCGGAAUUCAAAACAACACAAGUUUGGGCUGUAGUGGAGAUUGAAACGGUGUUUGAGGACUAUAUUGUACAAAGUAAUGCAGAAAACGUUAUCAAUCUUGAGGUUCCCACAGCCAAUUUGUACAAGGCUCUCCGUUCUGCGACAAAUGCUGCACACGCUACACUUCGACUGACGAAACAGAACAACCAAGCCAUCCUUUCCCUUUCCACGACUUGGAGUGGUCGGGCUUUUGGCUCAAAUAUUGUCACACAUAACAUUGCAGUCAAGGUCUUGUCACAUAACUACGUUUCGCUAGUUAAGGAACCGACUGUUCCUGAGCCUAACUGUCAUAUUUUUUUGCCGCCUCUGAAUGUGAUGAAAGCUGUGGUUGACCGUUAUCGAUCCAUGUCGGAUCGCAUAAUAUUUUCCGCAAACAUGGCCGGAGAACUUGAGUUGGCUAUUUGUACGCCGGCUGCAAAGAUCAAAACUCGCUGGAGCAAUUUACAGAACCCUGAGCUGGAUCCUAGCCAGGUACAAGAUGUCUCGCAACAUCCUUCACAAAUGCGUGAGCCGCAUGAGUUUGUUGAGAUGCGUUUGGACUCGCGCGAGUUUUCAAACAUUCUUUUGGUUUCUAAUGUUUCUCGAAAAGUUAUAGCUUGUUUAUGUGAAGGCCAUGCACUUGUCUUGUAUGUCUACAUUACUGACCCUGAAGAUGAACACACAGCAGUGUUGACGUACUAUAUGAGUACGUUUCUUGACUGAAUUAUAUUUUACAAUAACCUCUCCUGUGAUGAUUUUGAGUUGAGUUAAAUUGGGUGUUUGCAAUGAUUGUUCGUUUAUAGAACAAAGUUAUAAAUGCUUCCAAAAAAAAAAGGGCAGAUUUCCUGCAGUAUACUUACAACAUUUUUCAGCUGAUGUUUUCAUUUCUUGCAGUUAGCCUCUCAUUCUUUCAACUCGCUAUCAGUCAUAAAAGCAUCUCUCCUUUUACUGUCGCUUCCCCUUGUCCGUCCUCUUUGUCUAUUUUUUACCUUUCCGUCGUUUGCAUUGCAGUUUUACUAGGCAUCUAUCUAUAACGGUUACCAUAUUUGUAAAUAACUCAUAGAUUGAAUAUAGAACCAUCUUUGGUAAGAAUUGGCGAUAAGAAUAUGGAGCACAUUGUAUAUUUUGCAUUGAAUCUGCGAGGGCUUACAUAGGGC
Messenger RNA from Schizosaccharomyces japonicus yFS275, 1380 nucleotides. Its product is annotated as checkpoint clamp complex protein Hus1. The transcript has 5 exons. NCBI's taxonomy places the organism in Eukaryota, Fungi, Ascomycota, Schizosaccharomycetes, Schizosaccharomycetales, Schizosaccharomycetaceae. The coding region runs from base 32 to 946 and encodes 304 amino acids. The record is from RefSeq and is a predicted model, not a curated record. Gene Ontology annotation, biological process: DNA metabolic process; mitotic DNA replication checkpoint signaling; telomere maintenance. Gene Ontology annotation, cellular component: site of double-strand break; nucleus; checkpoint clamp complex.